Sorex araneus (European shrew) is the source of this 4608-nucleotide messenger RNA. RefSeq lists its product as uncharacterized. The transcript has 6 exons. The coding region runs from base 1 to 867 and encodes 288 amino acids. The record is from RefSeq and is a predicted model, not a curated record. Lineage: Eukaryota; Metazoa; Chordata; Mammalia; Eulipotyphla; Soricidae.
AUGAAUGAAAAGUCCGGAGCCGGAGCGCGCCGGGCCAGAGCUGCGGCGCGGGCCGAGUGGCCAGCGGGAGGUGAGCCGGGGCCCGCUGCCCGGCCCGCGCGGCGCAGCGCCCGCACCCCGCACCCCUCCGGCGCGGCUCCGUCGGCUGGCCGGGCUGGGAGGACCUCGCGGGAGCGCGUCUCGGGGAAGCCCUGGGCUCGAUGCGAAGCAGCGGCCGCGCGCGUCGGACGCGUUAGUACUCUGGGCUCGGUCCGCCGGGAUAAGCCCCGAACCUCGACGCCAUCCGCCGACGUCUCGUGGACACUCCCUUCCAUCGUCUGUCGCGUCGGCAUCUCUGUGUCUCCGGAGUCAUUCUCUCACCCCGACCAGUCGGGACACCGCUUCUCUGCUCCCCACCGCUCAGCGGCUGGCGACCCCGGGGCAGCGGUAGCGGCGGCGGCGCUGCGUGGACCAGGCGGCGGCCAAGAGGCGGGUUUGUCCCUUGGGGCGGGGUCGGUGGCCUGCCACCUUCCCGCCCUGUCUGACAGCCACGCAGGCAUCUCUACCAGCACCACGGACAGCUCCACGUGGAGGCAGGCCAGGCAGGAAGACGGGCGCACCUCCGGGCCAGGUCAGGUAAGUGAGGCUGCAGCCUUGGUCCUGAGGCUAAGCCCUCUCUCCUCUAGCUCUCCAGGUCCAGCCUCACCUUUUCCCCAGGCUGCCACAGGCCUUCUCAGCUGCAGCGUGAGGCCUUACCCUACAGUUUUUUUCCCAGAGGAAGGGACACCCCACGACCCCCAUGCUGCCUCCAGGCUGUGGGAACUGCGGAGAGGAGGGGGUCAUUUCUGCCACCCUCCAUCUGCACCCUUCUCUGCCAUCAUUCAUUAAACAUUCUGCCCCCUCCUUCCGCUCGUUAAGCAUGAUUUGCAUAAAUUUGCAUAAUACAACUGAUUUGCAUUCCAGGAGGCUCUUGGUAGGAGCCAGAGAAAAGAGGGUGGGGGAUUGAAGAAGGGAGAAAAGGGAGAGAUUUUGUUUUCAUCAAAGUGUGUGCCUGUGAGUGUGCGUGCGUGUGCGUGUGUGUGCGUGCGUGUGCGUGCGUGUGUAUGGUUGGUGGUGGGGUGACAGGAAGAGGACAAGAAUAAAAACUCACACUACUUUCUUUCUUCCCUCUGCCCUCCCUCCCUGCUGGACUCAGAUGCCAAAGAGGGAUGCCAAGGGGCGGCUGUUCUCUUCUUUUUGUCUCGCUUCCUCCGGCCUUGGCUCCCCAGCACGGCCCCCCACCUUGCCGGGCAAGGCUCCACAGAGAAAGCAGCUGUGGGAACGGAAGGGCGACACCGCCAUCUUAGGGAGGGCCUGCGAAAUGGCCGCGGGCUCGGGCUCACUCGGACGGCGGAGCAGUGUGCGCGGCGGCUGAGGAGAAUGCCUGUUUCUCCCUUCACAGCACGGCGAGUCCUACACACGCAUGCAUCCGCAUCCACGUACGCACACGUGCACGCACACACACAUGCACGUGUGUGCACACGUGCAGAGUCUGGUGGGCGCUCUAGUCUCCCAGGCCAAGCUAGGAAAGGCGCAGACUUCGGCAGAUUGCUGCAACGCACUUCAUGAUGGCAAGUGCCCCCCCACACACACACACACCGCUCUGGUUGGGAAGAUUUGACUUGUGGCUGAAAGUGAGUUGGAGCAGGAGUUGAAGGGAUUUCCUGGAGAAGGAAGGUAGGGGCCACAUUCAGCAAUGACCACGCUGGGUAGAGACCUGGCAAUACCAGGGCCCCCCGGGCUUCACCUGAGGUUGUGCUGGAACCAUUCCUGAGCCAUCUCCUUAGCCCUGACUUUGGUUUUGAUGCUGGACUUGGAUGGGUAGCUCAGGAUCCUGAGUCUAGUUUUUCUCUGGUCUCUGCUGGGCCAUCUUAGUACUGGGAAUUUGACCGGGCUCCUCUUAGUCACAUCCCUAGGAAAGGUGGUUUUGGGUUUUAUUUUCCUUUGUGGCUCCUGGGAUGGAACCCAGGGCCUCCCCCAGCAAAACAAGUGCUCAACUGCUGAACCAUGUCUGCCCUAAUCCAGUUUCUAGGAUCUGAAAUGAGGGUGUGACUGUUGGGGAGCAGGGUGGGAUUGAGGGGAAGGCCUGAAUGCUCAGGACCAAGGCAGGGUAGGUAAAUAUCUUCCUUCCAGAUACUGACUUGGGAGGAGCCAACAAUGGCCACUGAGGAGGAACUAGGUGCUGCUGAGCACAUUUCCUCACCCUGCAUUUCUACUACCCUUGUUUCCAUGUCCUGCAGACUCAGACAUGGCAGCCCUCAUGAACACAUCCUGAUUGGUCCCUCCCACCACUUUUUCCGCAGCGUACAAGAAGCUGCAAGGUUGGGACUGCUGUGGAGUCCUCAGCCCCUGAGCCAGGAGAGCAGCAGUAGUAUUUUUUUUGUCUCAAGAGGUGAUUCCUUGUUGGACAAGCAAGAGCUUGAGGGAAAAGGAUUGGAGCAUGCCUGCUGCAGACACAAAGGCUUCACCAAGGGAGGGGUGGGCUGGCUGAGGCUGGCAUAUGGAGGAGAGCCCUGGGCACAGGGCAAGAACAUCACCCAACAUGGGCAAGCUUUCUGCCUGUCCACCUGGCACCAGCUGCUUCCUGGCACCACCCCGGCCAGGCCCCUGCUCCUCCGUUACUGUGACAAUGGGCAUCCAUCUUGUCCUCAGGGUACUAAUUCCUCUGGGAUGUCCUGGGGAAUUCCAGGAGGACCCGGGUCCUUCCUUCUGGUGCCUGCUCCAUGAAUUCACCUGGAAGAUAGUGGAUCUUUCCCAAAAUAACUUGAAGCUUUCUGCAUGCUAGGUACCUUUGUGUUAUUGCAUGAGGCUUAGAAAGCAAAUGGGGAGGGAGGUGACAAGGUUCCCUCUCGGUUUUCUGUUUUUGUGGCAGACAUGUGCCCUCCACCCAGGGGUUCCACCCACUUGCUGGGUCCUGUCUUGAGAAGUGUUUCCUGAUGUCUGUGGAGGAGCUCGGAGAGGUAAGGCAGGGACCUGCACCAGCAUUUGCUCUGUCCUUGGGCCUCUCUCUGGAGCUCUGGCUUUGGGAUGGGGAACUGACAGUGAGCUUGCUUAGAGGUUGUGGGUCUCUGAAGAUGGGAACAGAAUGUUGCCCAGCCCCACCCCAGGGAAGAGUCAGAAACCAGGAAGUGUGGAAAAGUUAGACUCUCAGGAUCUCUGGGGAGCUUGACUUCCCUACUCCCCAGGCAGCCUCCCUGCUUCUCCCACCAGAAGGUUCCAGUCAUGGCCCUGGGAGAUGCCUGGUAUGAUGGCAUCUUCCAUGGAGCACUGGCUCUGCCGAGGACAUCUCAGUGAGGAAUGGGUAGGGGAAGGAAGUUCUCCCACAGAGCAGGCCCAAAUGAUUGAUGAUGUCAUUGUUCUCCAGCCCACUUUCUCAGCCCCUCACUAUUGUCACUAGGAGAUGCUGGCACAGUCUGAGGUGGGGGCACUGUUCCAUCUGGACUCCACCUGGCCCCUGUUACCGGCACCUGGCCUUCUGUUAACUCCAGUCAGGGACUGGAAGCUUGAGUGAACAAUGGAAGAGGUCCCCGUCUCAGCGGAGCAUCGAGGACUAGCUGGCUCUCUUCAGGGCCUCUGAGUGGGUGACAGAACUGCAGGCCUUGUGGGGGGAGAGAGAGAGAGAGAGAAGAGAUGUCUCUCUGGGGAGUAUCCACCAUACUGGCCCUCCAUAGUAGGUAGAUCAAGGUUGGGGACUUGGUAAAGUCUUGUAUGUGGGGGUCAGGUGCAGGAGAUAGAGAAGGUCAGCAAGAAGUGCAGUGUGUGACCCUGACUGGACCUGGCAGGAGCUGACAGAAAGGUGACCGCCGCCCUCUUUCAGAUUCUCUAGCAUUCAUGCCUUUGGAGAAGUCAGAUGGACAUCGGGAUUCCCGACUCUGGACGGUCAGGAAUAAUUUUGAGUUCCCAGCACUGCUCCAGAUGCUUCUUCUUGAGGGUAGGGGGCAGGUACCCUCAAGAAGCAGCAUUAUCUAAACCCAAGGCGGACAUGAGCAUUAUCUAGGAUCCUAAGACCAUGACUGGCCGAGGCUGAGCCCCAUCCCUAGACUGAAUCCCCGCAGACUUUGUCCCAGGUCUUACUGGGGGUAGGGGAGGUGUCUUCCUAUUCUCAGGAGGGGGCCACCUUUCAUGCUUUGUGGGGUGAAGCGGAAGGACUGUGUCCCUCCAUUGGGAUAAACUGGGAAGGGUCACAUGAGUCGUGCCAGUUGCCCAUUGCUCGGGCUCCCAGGGCCUCCUCUCUCACCUGCCGCAGACCUGGGACUCCAGCCAGGUACCCCCUUUCCCAUGCCAGUUGGAGAACAGUGGAGAGAGGCCUAGACUUGACUUCUGUCACAUGGCCCUUGGCUGCUUUGGUCCUGCCUCCUGUUGGGAUCUUCAAGCAGAGGUCCUUCAUGGCUACUUUUUUUUUCUUCCAGACUCUGAGGAACCAACUUCCUGCUCUGCAGGCCUGGAUUCCUCCAGGAAGCCCUCCUGAAUUGAGAAACAAAGCACACUCCAGCAGGUGCACAGCGGCCCUCAGUUGCCACUUGGUGUGAAUGAGACCCUCUGAGGCAGAAGCCCAUCCCAUGUCUAAUAAAGACUUCAUGUCAAACAGCA